Molecule: messenger RNA, 2333 nt
Organism: Eleginops maclovinus (Patagonian blennie)
Lineage: Eukaryota; Metazoa; Chordata; Actinopteri; Perciformes; Eleginopidae
Gene: hddc2
Product: HD domain containing 2
Exons: 6
Coding region: 18-722 (234 amino acids)
Cellular component (GO): cytoplasm
Molecular function (GO): 5'-deoxynucleotidase activity
Source: RefSeq, a predicted model, not a curated record
UGCCGCCUAGUGGAUGAAUGGAUCAAGUACACCAGCAGAACACCCUCCUUCUGUAUCCGGGUCAACGGAUAGUAACUGCAGCCACAAUGGAGAAAAUAGCCGGCAUGAGCAAUAUGCUGCAAUUCAUGAAAUUUAUCGGACAGCUGAAAAGGGUCCCACGGACCGGCUGGGUGUACAGGGAGGUGCAGAAACCAGAGAGUGUCUCAGACCACAUGUACCGCAUGGCCAUGAUGUCUAUGACCAUCACAGACCCCACAGUGGACAAAGACAGAUGUAUAAAGCUGGCUCUAGUUCAUGACAUGGCAGAGUGCAUUGUGGGAGAUAUCGCUCCAUCAGACAACAUCAGUAAAGCUGAGAAACACAGGCGAGAAGAGGAGGCGAUGAGACAUCUUUCAGCUCUUCUGCCGGAGGGACUCAAACAGGAGAUCUAUGGACUCUGGGAGGAAUAUGAAAACCAGAGCAGUGAUGAGGCCAAGUUGGUGAAAGAGUUUGACCUCCUGGAGAUGAUACUGCAGGCUCACGAGUACGAGGAGCUGGAGGGAACGCCGGGAAGACUGCAGGAGUUCUUUGACUCCACCGAAGGUCGUUUCCAGCACCCAGACGUGCUCCAGCUCCUCAGCUCUUUGCAUAAAGAGAGAGGAAGUCACAUGAGUAAAAAGGAUGAAGAAAAGAGCUCUGGGAACAUGCAGACGACUGGUGCUGCAUCUUCAGACACAUCCUGACUCUGAGACAUACAAACAUUUCCUUAGUGGAGGUACUUUAACACAAAAUAUGUGUAUAAGGACGCACACAUACGUCACAAGAUCAGAUGUCUUCUACAACUCCUCAUUUUUCAGGCAUUUUUCCUUCAGUACCACUGAGGAUGAAAAUACUGUCCUGGAAAUGCCUUGUAUAAUUAAUACAUUAUGAAACCUACAAAUGCAAAAGCUGCCAGAUAAUAUUCAAAAGCAAUAGCUUGGCAAAAUGUAACGAAAUGUCCUUACAAAUCGGUUGGAAAAUUACUAAACCCUAUAUAAAUCCCCAGAUUCAAAUCAUCUAAAGGCUUUAUUUAAUUUUUCCGAUCCAUUUCAUCACAUGUUGACAUAUAGUAUACAUUUUAUUCGGCAUAUAUAACAACAUUGGUUAUCCAUUUACUGUUACACAUAAUUACUUUGUUUUGGUUGGUUUUAUCUUGGUUUCACAUUUCUGUCUUCAGUUUGAAACCAGUCACAGUGGUAUUUAGUUUGGGUAACAGAUCUUUAAUAUCAAUUCAUCAGCCAUAAAAACAGUUAUUUAUAAUAGUGUGUGAUUAUUUGUACGCAGAUGUCAAACACAAUGUUAUUUGAAUGUCACAGCUUUGAUGUUUGCUGUAGUAUAAACCUUUGAAAACAUCUUAUCUGGAGUUCAGUUUGAUGUCAACUCAACACAAUAAGCACAUGUUAAAUAUUUACUGUAGUUUAUUUUCCAAUAACAGAACAUGCAUUACCUCAGUUGUUUUUCUUGCAACACUCUUUCAGUAUGUUGACAUGCUUACUAUUGAACAUAUUUCAUUAAACAUGAACCGAUCCGGGGAUCUUCUCAAACCACGGCAAAAAAACAUAAGAGGAACAUGAAACGGAGUAUAUAUUGAAACUUGAUGUCAAAGUUAUGCUGUGGCCACAGAGGCUGUUUAAAAUAAAAGAAUGUUUUUACACACAAAUGAAUAAACGUGUUUUUCCUAACAUACUCAGUAAAAUGAUAUGUUGUCUCACAGCAUUAAACUGUUUGUCCUGCACCAGGAGGUUCAAAUAAAUCGGUUUAGUAAUGUUAUUUAGUACAUCAGUAAGAUGGGCAAAAGGCCACAGAAGUUAUUUUAGGGUAAAAAUGCAUUGUAUGCAUGUGAGAAUCCAGCACUAACGUAACGUACAGCAGUUCAACACAAUGUAUAGACUGUAACUGUCCAUUUUCCAAAUAAAUAGCCCCCCUUUUAACUGCUAGAGUGAAGAUGAUAAUUCCCAACAUAAGUGAUUCACCUGAUUUUGUGAAACCUCCAUGUUGUAGUGAGCCUCGCUGUCAGUAUUUCACUAUUUAAUUUCUUCCUACAGUAUACACUCUUUAGUCCUAUAGUAUGACCAGACUACAUAUACACUAUGUGCCAUACGUAUGACUGCAUUCAAAAAGUUCCUGACCAAAACUGACAGCAAUGUGUAGAACAGUAGGCUGCGAUUUAAAGCUUUUGCUUGGCCCAUAAAAUAUUUUUUUUGAUGCUAUAAGAACAUUUCAGAUCUUUAGUUGGAGUGAAAAAUCAUUUAUACAAGUUUACAAAUAAUUAGUUCCACCCAGGACUUCUGGGUUGAUUCCAUCAAUAUGGGUUA